Saprolegnia parasitica CBS 223.65 is the source of this 2001-nucleotide messenger RNA. RefSeq lists its product as hypothetical. The coding region runs from base 1 to 1968 and encodes 655 amino acids. Lineage: Eukaryota; Oomycota; Saprolegniomycetes; Saprolegniales; Saprolegniaceae. The transcript has a single exon. The record is from RefSeq and is a predicted model, not a curated record.
AUGACACCGCUGCUUCAAGUGCUUCCAAGUCUUCUCUUCGCCGCCGUCUCGGCGCAGACGGCGCUGCGGUUUAGCACGCCCGUGCCCAUCUCGCUCACGCUCAACGGCAGCGGCCCCGUGACGCAGGUGCUCUCGAGCGACCGCGCCACGUCGCUCUCGGUGCACAUUGCGUCGAUGCACCUCCCGCCCGGCGCGACGCUGACCAUCGGCACGGAGGAUGGCCGCGACAAGGUCGUGUACUCGGGCGACCUCCGCGACGUCUACUCGGCGGUCUUUACGCAGCCGCGGAUCCUUCUCAACUACUCGUCACCAACGUACUCUAUGAACAGCAGCAGUGCGCCGAUCGUGACCAUUGACACGUAUUUUGUGGGCGGCGCUGGCGGUGGCACCGAGUCCAUCUGCACGUCGACGGGCGAUGCGUCCAAGCCAGCCGCGUGCUACGCCAGCGACGUGGCCAAGACCAAGGCGUCCAAGGCCGUUGCGCGGCUGCGCAUGGGCGGCUCGGGCCUCUGCACGGGCUGGCUCUUUGGCGCGGACGGCUACCUGCUCACCAACAACCACUGCAUUGGCACGGCGGCGGUUGCGGCGACAACGUCAAUCGAGCUCGGUGCGGCCUGCGCGACCUGCAACAACCCGAGCAACAACGUGCAGCUGGCGUGCAAGGGCACGGUCGUCGCGUCAAGCGUCGAGUUGAUCGCGACAAGCGUCGAGUUGGACUUUUCGCUCGUCAAGCUCAACCUCCUCCUGGACAUGGACCUCUCGAGCUACGGGUACCUCCAAGCACGCGAUAGCACAGCCGUGCUCAACGAGCCCAUUUGGCUCGUGGGGCAUCCCGGCGGCAAGCCAACGCGCAUGGCGACCGUGGUCGAAGGCAAUGCGACGGGCUCGAUCGUGUCGCUGAACGUCGCCAACAGCUGCCAGAGCAACGAAGUCGGGUACCUCCUCGACACGCAAGGCGGCUCGUCGGGGUCGCCCGUCCUGAGCACCAAAGACAACAGCGUUAUAGCGCUGCACAACUGCGGCGGCUGCGACGCCAGCACACUAUCCAACGCCGGCAUCCCGAUCACAAGCAUCCUCGCGCAUCUGCGAGCGAAUGGCGUCGCGCUGCCGCCGAAUGCCAUCAUGGCAACGCCAACGCCGACACCGACGCCGACGACUACACCGACACCGACACCGACGACUACACCGACACCGACACCGACAUCGACACCGAUUCGACUUUGCACCAUCUCGAACCGCGCGGUCUUCGAGUACUACUCGGGCGUCUACUAUGGGUCGCCAAGCUUUAGCGCGAACGAGCAGUUCGAGUACGACGAAUCGACCGGCGCGGUCCGCGUCGCCAGCAACGGCCAGUGCUUGGACGCAUGGAGCAGUGACGGCGGCGCGUCCUACCACCUCCACACGUACGCCUGUGACGCAUCCAACGCCAACCAGCGCUGGACGAUCGCCAACGGCCAAGUCCAGCACCGCACCCACGGCAUCUGCCUCACGACGGUUGCAGGUGCCAGCGCGAUCGGGGUCGCUCGCUGCGACGCCAGCGCCGUGCGGCAGUGGAUCUCGCCCACCAACUGCCGCACUUCGUCGACCGUCCGCAGCUUUGUGCAGCUCGUGACCUCCCGGCAGCGCGUCGUCUCCGAGUGGUACACGUCGGUGCUCGCCAAAGCGCCAGCAGGCGGCUGGACCGAGCUCUGGGAGCAAGUCGCGGGCGGCGGCCUCCGGUCGUUCAGCAACGGGCAGUGUCUCGACGCGUACUUGGUUGGUGGCAGUAGCUACACGCUCCACACGUACGCCUGCGACGCGUCCAACGGCAACCAAAAGUGGAGCGUCGGGAACGGGCUAGUCAAGCAUGCGACGCACCCAAACCUGUGCUUGGACAUCGACCCGACGGAUCCGAACAUGGCGGCGCAGACCUGGACGUGCUACGCCAACGCGGUCAACCAGCGCGUGGACGUCGUCGCCUUCGAGUAGACAAUACGUCGUAACAGGAUACGAUUUUAUGCA